Molecule: messenger RNA, 393 nt
Organism: Galeopterus variegatus (Sunda flying lemur)
Lineage: Eukaryota; Metazoa; Chordata; Mammalia; Dermoptera; Cynocephalidae
Product: optic atrophy 3 protein homolog
Exons: 1
Coding region: 10-393 (127 amino acids)
Biological process (GO): regulation of lipid metabolic process
Cellular component (GO): mitochondrion
Source: RefSeq, a predicted model, not a curated record
UGGGUGGAGAUGAGGACCAAGAUGCGCAUCUUGGGCUUCAAUGCAGAAGCCGUCAAGCCAAUGAAUGAGGGGGCGGCCGCCGAGUUGGGCGCGGAGCUGCUGGGCGAAGCCAUCAUCUUCGUCACAGCCUGCAGCUGCUUGAUGCUGGAGUACCGGCGCCACCAGGCGCAGCAGCGCCGCAAGGAAACCGAGCGGCGCGCCUCCUGGGACGCGAUGCGGGACGAAGUGGGCCACCUGGCGCUGGCGCUGGAGGCGCUGCAGGCGCAGGUGCAGGCGGCGCCGUCGCAGGGCGCCCUGGAGGAGCUGCGGGCGCAGCUGCAAGAAGUGCGCGUUCAGCUCUGCGCCCGGAGCCCGCAGCCCGAGCCCCAGGCAACGCCCGUGUCCGAGGAAUAG